Molecule: messenger RNA, 1247 nt
Organism: Styela clava
Lineage: Eukaryota; Metazoa; Chordata; Ascidiacea; Stolidobranchia; Styelidae
Source: RefSeq, a predicted model, not a curated record
CUGAUUAUAAUUUUUUUAAUAGCUUCACUAUAUAGCUAUGCGAGUAAUUGUUUGAUAACAAAAUAUGGCAGAGGAUGUAAAUAACAGAUUCCGAAAUAGGAUGGUAUCAACAUCCACAGAAUCACCUCACUCAUCAAAUGAUAGGUCAGUGCCAAACAAAAAAGAUGAGGAUAAACCACGUGAGGAAAUAAGGGGAAACGAACGUCACAUUCUCUUUCAUUUUUUCACACUGUUUAGCAUCAGUUUUAUCUGCGGGAUUUUUUUAAUACACCUGAGUUUGUGGCUUAAUUCAUAUAUUCAUGCUGUCAUGUCACCAGUGAGGCCUUUCGAUAGUGAGAACACAGAGAACGGCCUUUAUACUGAAGAGUACAAGAAUGUAACUACUAUACAACAUGAACCAAGCGAGACCUAUUAUUCAUCCGUUUACACACAAGAUGAGACUAUUAAAGAAGUCUUCAUGUCCCCAUUUUACUAUACCGGGACUUAUUUUAAUCCAGUCAGGCGCAAUGUUACGUACCAUAAUCAUGAAGGAUACCACGAUUUUUCAAAUUAUUCAGCAAUAAGAUAGAGAACUUCUUAUUAUCAAUGAAAAGAUUUGCAAAUUGUCAACAAUAUUAUCGCGGGACGGAAUACUGGAAAUAAAUUGACAAGUUUGAUCAUGUAGUAUAGGAAUCAUCUGCAAAUUCAAGCAAACUUAAUAUAAAAUGUGAAAAUUGUUCAUUUUUGAAGAACAUCACUGCAGACUACAUUUCAUUUUUGGUUCAUGCUUGGUAUUGAUAUAAAUUUUUAUAUAUAACUAGUAAAAUUAUAUUGUUAUUAAAUUAUGGAAUGUUUUUACAUUUAAAAUCUUUCUAGGUGUAACCAUAUAUAUGAAUCCUCAUACACAAAAUUAUCAACAAAUAUUAGAUGACAAAUUAUACACAAAGUGUCAAGGUGGUUGAGGCCUGAAUUUUCAGUCAAAUCUUUCUGUUUCAUAAAUAUUUAUUUGAAAAAUUCUACUUACUGUCUAUGUUGAAAGUAUGCCUCUAAAAAUUAAGCACAUUACUGGCCAUGCUUGAUCAAAUACUGAUUAUUUUAUAUGAAUGGUUUCAUGUUAAAUUGCUCCAUAAGUGUGCGUGGAUUGAAUAUGGCCGAUCAAUAUAUUUUAAUCUUUGUAUUUAAAUAUUCUGAGUCGAAAUAAUGUUUCUUUCAUGAGCUGAGUUUAGUUGGUAUUGCGCAAUAAAAUUCAGAGGAGGUGUGUUUCUUUA